Molecule: messenger RNA, 757 nt
Organism: Nicotiana tabacum (common tobacco)
Lineage: Eukaryota; Viridiplantae; Streptophyta; Magnoliopsida; Solanales; Solanaceae
Product: protein GLUTAMINE DUMPER 6-like
Biological process (GO): regulation of amino acid export
Source: RefSeq, a predicted model, not a curated record
UAAUUCAAUUAUAGGAGUACCAUUUUCUAGUCCAAUCUUAUCCAUGCACUGUUAAAACCAUUAUUUUCCGAUCCCUUUCUAUUUUCUUGCUCUAUAAAUACAAACAUAACAGAACAAUCAAUUUCUCAGAUUAACUGACCGAGGAAAAAGAAAAAGAAAAAAGAAAAAAAAAAAUGACAACUAUGGUAAUGAUAAUGAAGCCAUCACAUAAUACAACUUCCACAGCAGGAGACUCGAGUUUUCACAGAUGGAAUUCUCCAGUUCCGUACCUUUUUGGUGGGUUAGCAGUUAUGAUGGGAUUAAUAGCGUUAGCAUUGUUAAUUUUAGCUUGUUCUUACAAGAAACGUUCGUCGUCGUCGACGGAAGAAUCAUCGUCAUCUUCCAACAACGUUAACGAUUCCGACGACGGUCCUCAAGAGAAGUCAUCGACGAAGUCAGUACAGGUAUUAAGUCCAGAAAUGGAACCAAAAUUUGUUGUGAUUAUGCCUGGAGAUUACAAUCCUACGUGGUUAGCCAAGCCCACCAUGCCUAUUCGUCAAGGUCCUGACCAAGUUUGAGUCAUUUAAUUCUUUUCUUAUAGUGUUCUUUCUUUUUUUCCAAUAGUUUUUGAGCUGGAAUGAGGUAGAAAGUAGGAGUAAGAGAUGAUAUGGGACGGAAAUGAUGGAGAGUAAGUUACAGCAACUAAUAUGUAACUACAUUUACCAACAAAAAAAAAAGGGAAAAAACUACAAACCGUGAACAAUAUUUUUUGGUUCAA